UCAGUUAGAGUCAGUUUCAGUCAGAAAUUCAACGGUGUCGUAUGAGAAAAUUUAGAGGAUCACGUGGACCAUGAUCGAGUAGUUGUUCUGCGAAAUUCAUUCGGAUGUUUUUCAUAAGACUAUAAGUGAAAUGUAACUGAAGAUGAAAAUGGGUGCCAGAAGUGUUAUAGUAUUCUUUAUAGUGCAUGUGAUAACGAGUGUAGUUGUUUCACAAAUAAGUGACCUCAGAUAUACAGAGGCCGUUUACAAAAUGGCCGCGCCGUGGCGUCUAACGGCUCACGAUGGCCUUCUAAGGAGAGGCGCACGGUUCUACUCUGGGCCAACUCCUAGGUAUGGCCCAUCCGAGAUGACAGCGAUACCCUUCCGGCGACUUCGGCGAACGCAGGCUCCGGCCCAAGGCCAAACUCAGGAUAAGCUCCGGCGUAGAUUACAGACCAAUAAUGACAAUUUGGGCGAUGCCAUCCAAUUCCUGCGUGACUUCGAUCGAGAGGCUGCUGAGAUGUGUAAUCGUGUAGCUAGCAGUGAAUGGAAAUACGCUACCAACUCAACAGAGUUCAACAAGCGCCGCAUGCGAGAGCAACAAAGCCUGGCAUCGAAGUUCGAGUGUCUUAGCUGGAGACGGGCUGCCACGUUCGACUCAUCCACCAUUGUGGAUUCCGGUAUUCGGCGUCAGUUGGGACGUAUUGUUCAACCUGGUCGUUGUGGAUUGGGAGAAGACAAGUACGCUGAGUUAGUGCAUGUCAUUUCGUUGAUGAAGGACAAUUAUAACAAUGCAAAGGUGUGCCCGUACCAUGGACCGCAUGCAACCGCUAUUGGGACAGAUAGCUACAAAAGCUCGAACUACGUUACUGGAUAUACGGCAUAUUGUGAUCUGAAACUUGAGCCUGAUGUGGCUCAGAUAAUGGAAUCAAGUCGUGUUGAACAAGAACUCAGAUAUUACUGGUCAGCAUGGCGGGAGAAAACUGGUCCACCGGUGAAGAAUACGUUCAUGAGAUAUUUGGAUUUGGCGAAUCAAGCUGCCGAACGGCAUGGAUUCAGCGAUGCUGGAGAACAGAUGCGUUCAGUCUAUGACGAUAGUGACUUCUUCUUUACGGUUAAUGACCUCUGGACCAGAGUUCAACCGCUUUAUAAACAGCUAGUAACUUUUGUUAGAAAAGGUCUCGUGCGACAAUAUGGGGAGCACGUGGUUCGCAGUGAUGGACCGCUUCCGGCACAUUUGCUUGGUAACAUAUGGGCUCAAAAUUGGCGUAACAUCCUGGAUAUAGCUAGGCCUGGUCCACCCGAAACUCCAGAUGUUUCAGGAGAACUAGUGCGCCAAGGAUACACGCCACUGAAAAUGUUCCAAACUGCGGAAGAGUUCUUUACGUCUAUUGGUCUACCUCCCAUGGCUCCGGAGUUUUGGCGUAACUCAAUGCUGCAGAAGGCAAAUGAGAUGUUUGGUCAUUGCACGGCUUCGGCUUGGGACUUCUGCAACAAAGUUGAUUUUCGCAUCAAGCAGUGCACACAAGUUAACCUGGAGGACUUCGUUAACGCACAUCACGAAAUGACACACGUGCAAUAUUACAUGCAAUAUACCAAUCAACCCUUUCUUUAUCGUGAAGGACCGAAUCCAGCAUUUCACGAAGCUCUUGCAAACGCCGUCAGUUUAUCGGUCGGAGGUCCUAACCAUCUGCAAAAGUUAGGUUUGCUGAAUACCCCAGUAUCGGUUCUUAAUGGAAACACCAUGGUCAACAUCGAAUACCUUCUGAAUGUGGCGUUGGAUAAGCUCCCGUUUAUGGCCUUUAGUUUGGCCUUAGAAAAGUGGCGUUGGUACGUAUUUGAGAAGGGUCCAAUCGGUAUGAACGCACGCUGGUGGGAACUUCGCCUCAGGUACCAAGGCAUCAUUCCUCCCGUGGCCCGAGGCUUCGAGCACUUCGACGCUGGAGCAAAGUAUCACGUCAUUUCCGAUCAGGACUACAUUAAAUAUUUCGUUGCGACCGUGCUUCAGUUCCAAGUUUUUUCGGAGUUGUGCCAGGCAUCGCACCAUGUUGGACCGCUGCACACGUGCGACUUCUAUCGUUCGCGAGAAGCUGGCAGAAUACUGGGGGAUGUGAUGCAGCAAGGGGCUUCUCUCACGUCCACCCAGUUGAUGAAACUUUUGACAAGGGGUAAAACAUCUCGUCUCUCCGUGGAACCCUUAUUGGACUUUUUCAGACCAUUGGAAGCAUGGCUGGAGUUGCAGAACAGAGGAGAACCGAUAAUUGGUUGGAGCUCCAAAAUGGAAGACAUUGCAUUGUUUCAGCCGUUCGUGGAUCGUAAUGGAAGAAGCUCUGCCGGAAAAUUUACUCUCAAUACUUUAAUUAGUAUUUUAACAUUGGUGUACGUGUACUUUAUAUUUUAACCGUUAGGACAUAGUAUUGUAAAUAUAAUAUAUUUUAAUAUAAAUAUAA
Messenger RNA from Aedes aegypti (yellow fever mosquito), 2429 nucleotides. RefSeq names its product angiotensin-converting enzyme. The record is from RefSeq and is a predicted model, not a curated record. Lineage: Eukaryota; Metazoa; Arthropoda; Insecta; Diptera; Culicidae. Gene Ontology annotation, cellular component: plasma membrane. The transcript has 8 exons. Gene Ontology annotation, biological process: proteolysis. Bases 143 to 2380 code for a protein of 745 amino acids. Gene Ontology annotation, molecular function: metallopeptidase activity; peptidyl-dipeptidase activity.